AUGGAAGAAAAUAUUCCUCCAGAAGCACUUUCACCACCAAAAGAAGACGAGCAACCAGCUGAAGAAGCUCCACAAACAGAGAAAUUAUCUGCUGAUUCUGAACGUCUUCAGCAGCUCGCUUUAUCAUUAAAUACUGCAAUGCCAACCAGAUCUCUUCCAAAGCAAGAAUACAUACAAGAAACAGUCGUUCCAUUACUUCUUGAAGGAAUCUCAUGGAUUAUUAAAGAACGUCCAGAAGAUCCAGUAGAAAGUCUCGCAAUGUUUUUAAUUAAGAACAAUCCGAUGUCACCAGAACUCCAUCGUAUUGUCGAUCCAGCUGAAUUCGAAUAA
This is a messenger RNA of Trichomonas vaginalis G3, 330 nucleotides long. Its product is annotated as Dpy-30 motif-containing protein. Lineage: Eukaryota; Parabasalia; Trichomonadida; Trichomonadidae. Bases 1 to 330 code for a protein of 109 amino acids. The record is from RefSeq and is a predicted model, not a curated record. The transcript has a single exon.